Molecule: messenger RNA, 440 nt
Organism: Nicotiana tabacum (common tobacco)
Lineage: Eukaryota; Viridiplantae; Streptophyta; Magnoliopsida; Solanales; Solanaceae
Source: RefSeq, a predicted model, not a curated record
CUAGCUGCUAGAAAAUUCAGCUUUAACUGCAGCCAUGCUUGAGUCUUCCCAAUUGUCCAACUCAAGUGUGAUACUGGGAUGGUGCAGGCCUCGACGCCGUGUGAGGCGGCGAAAAGGGAACACUAUACGGCUGGGAAAGCGUCGGGGAUUCUGUCUUGGCUCGCGUACAGUGAUUCACUGGCCGGGAUUCAUGGCGUGCCCUUUUAGGGUGUUGAAGAAACUGGUCUUUGAGAUGGCUUCCAAUGGCAGAUUGGUAGAAGCUUAUAGCUGGUCUUUGCCUUUCCUCCGUCCACAACUAUUUCCUUUGUGCUGAUAUUGUAAUGUUCAUAUUUUAUUUAUUUUUUUAUUCGUCUUCCUUUCUCAAGCCAUAUGUGGCAUAGCAAGGCUUUUUAAGUACCUUAAAAUGGAAUCCAGCUUGUUCAUAUGAUCAUUACUCACUA